GCUAUGUAUGCAUUUGAGUUACAAAUUUUAUUUCUUCCUUUUACUUCUAUGAUUUAUCUGUAAUUCUCUUUGUUUAUGUACUCCCCUCAUUAUUCCCCAACAACAUCAUUCACAAGUGAAUGACUUCGGGGGGAAUAGUAUAAGGACAGGUCCGAGGUGCCAAGUCUCGGACUGCUACAGUAAUUCCUUUAUGACCGAAGUGAAGGAUAGACCCAAAGCUUCCCGCUCAAAUAGCUACAUGACAGUAACAAUGAGCAUGCCUGCACCCGAUUCCUUAUAAUGAGUGGCACAGCAAGUAUGGUGGACACCUGUGCAUCUGAAUACCUCUCAAAUUCUCGGUCCCGAAAUAAUCGUCUGGAUGGACACGUCAGGCUUCGAUUAUCUUGCUUGGCAUGCCAUGUGGAGUGUCUUCGACCUAAAGGUCAUCCCGGAGUACAGGCACGGGCUGAAGGACUCCUGGUUUGGUGCAAUUACAGAUAGCACGGAUCCCACCGACGAGAUUAGGCUCCGAUCAUCUCCCUCACUGCCUCUCCAAAACCCCUGUCCUAGAAGUUACCUAAAGCAAGAAGAAGCACGAUCUGCAGUUUUUGAGUUUCCGUUCUUCUCUGCUUUUCCACUUCCAGCAAGCUCCACAGAUACGCAGCCAACCUUGUUCUCUCUAGCUGGAGCCGGCCAAAGGGGUAGUGCAGCUGUUCUGAUCCCCUCCCUUUGGCGUUUGCAGCGGCGAGGUAUGCUCGGAGGUGGAAUCGGGGUUCCCUGAAGAUCUCAAAAAAAGAGUGAAAGAAAAUCGGAAACCAAGGAAGCCGCGGAGAAACCCCCAGAUCUGUUUCCCUCGAUUUUUUGGUUCCUCUUCUCUCUCCCAAACCCAGAUCUCCAGUUUUUUAUCUCUCUGAUCUCGUCCCUUUUUCAAAACCCAGAUCUGCCCAAAAUCCCCCUCCUCUCGCUAGCCUUUGGCGAGUAUGCCCUUGAGCCACCUUCCGCGAAGCUUCUCCUUGGA
Rubroshorea leprosula is the source of this 997-nucleotide messenger RNA. The record is from the annotation of a GenBank genome assembly. Lineage: Eukaryota; Viridiplantae; Streptophyta; Magnoliopsida; Malvales; Dipterocarpaceae.